AUGGGUGUUGGUAUUGUUGGUAUUUAUUGGUGUGGAUAUUUAUUGGUAUUUAUUGGUGUGCUGUUAUUGGUGGUUAUUGGAGUUGAAGUUGGUGUUGGUGUUAUUGGUGUUAUUGGUGUUGAUACUGGUGUGGUAUUUAUUGAGAUUGAUAUUUAUUGGUUUGAUACUGGCGUUGGUAUUGAUAGUGGUAUUGGUGUUUAUUUAUUGGUGCAUAUUGGGACGGGUACUGCGGUGGUGAUGGUUAGUGUUGGUAUGAUUGGUGUUGGUAUUAUUGGUGUUGGCAUUAUUGGUGUUGGCAUUAUUGGUGUUGGCAUUAUUGGUGUUGGCAUUAUUGGUGUUGGUGACUAUUGGUGCUGGUAUCUACUGGCUGGUGUAUACUGGUAUUUAUAA
Metschnikowia bicuspidata var. bicuspidata NRRL YB-4993 is the source of this 390-nucleotide messenger RNA. RefSeq lists its product as uncharacterized. The record is from RefSeq and is a predicted model, not a curated record. NCBI's taxonomy places the organism in Eukaryota, Fungi, Ascomycota, Pichiomycetes, Serinales, Metschnikowiaceae. Bases 1 to 390 code for a protein of 129 amino acids. The transcript has a single exon.